Molecule: messenger RNA, 956 nt
Organism: Penaeus monodon (black tiger shrimp)
Lineage: Eukaryota; Metazoa; Arthropoda; Malacostraca; Decapoda; Penaeidae
Product: cuticle protein 16.5-like
Source: RefSeq, a predicted model, not a curated record
UGUGGCCGCCCCGGGCAAGGCCUCGCUCAGGGGACGCCAGGUAUAUAAGGCCCCGACGCCCGGCCAUGCGUCAGUGUAGCGACUCUCCUCACUACAUCAUGAAGACUCUUGUUCUGUUUGGCGUGAUUGCCGCGGCCCUCGCUGCCCCUGUUCCCGACGAGAAGGUGGUUGCUGUGCACCAUGCUGUGGGUCCUGCAGCGCUGUCCUACGCUGGCCCCGCUUUGCCCCACGCUGUGUCCUAUGGUGCCCCUGCUUUGACCCACCCCGUGGCUCCUGCUGCAGUGUCCUACGCUGCUCCUGCUUUGACCCACCCCGUGGCUCCUGCUGCAGUGUCCUACGCUGCUCCUGCUCUGACCCACGCUGUGGCUCCCGCUGCAGUGUCCUACGCUGCUCCUGCUCUGACCCACUCUGUCGCCUACGCUGCCCCCACCCCAGUGGCACUGCCCCCGGCCGAGGUCAAGGUCCCCGUCACCCGCACGCACGUCGAGGUCCCCGUCCACCAGAAGGUCCACUAUGGCACUCAGAGCUACGUCGCUGGCGCCACAACCACCAUCCACAAGCCAUCCCUGGCUGCGCCAGCCAUUGCCCCGCCCUCCACACUCCUGGCUAAGGUCACCCACAAUGCCCCUGAGCUCACCAUCCAGCGCCAGGAAGUGCCCGUCGAGAAGCACACUCCCAACUUCGUUGACACUCCCUACCACGCUGGCACCAUCGUCAAGUACACCGAGCCCGAAGUGCGCGAAGUCAAGGUGCCCACCCCAUAUUCCGCCACACAGUCCACUCGGUGGCCGUCCACAACGCCGUGCCAGCCGUCCAUGCCGUGCCAGCCGCCGUGGUCAAGGCUGGAUAUUAAGCCUUGAAGCCGGCGCGAAGCCGCAGAUAUUCACGUCACACAAGAACCUCUUCUGAUGUACAUUUUGUACCAUAUCAAUUUAUCAAUAAAUGUAUAAAAUGCC